AGUUUUUGCAAAUUAAACCUAAAGAAUAAAAAUAUAGAAACUCCACACACUGAAAAUCCGAUCGGCGACGAUACACAUGAGAUAAACAACCAAAACCCUUAAAGCCCUAACCCCUUCCGCCACCACCUCAAUCGGAUCUCCGCCGCAAUGAGCAGAACGACGGCCUUGUGCCGCCUCCUCCUCCGCCGCCGCACUCUCUGCUCCACCCCGAGAUACUCUCCUCCUCCGCCAAGCCCCAUUUUCGCCACUCAAAUCACUCGAAAUUACAGCUCCAACUUCAGCGAUUUAUCCCCGAACGCGCGUUUGGCCGCCGCGAACCGCGCGUUCGACGAGAUCGAAGCUGCAGCGGCCAGCGAGAGGAGGCGGGAGAGGGAGGCGAAGAUAAGAGCGGGGAUUGCAGUCGACGAUGAAGAGGAGGAAGAGGAUUACCUGGGGGUUGGUCCGCUUAUUGAGAAAUACGAGAAGCAGAAUGCAAAAGAUAAGCCGUCCGAACUGAAUAGGCACGAGGAGCCGACUGAUUCUGAUUCUGAACCAGAAGAUGAGGAAGCGAUAAACAUGCGUUCGGAUAUGUUUCAGAAGAAGUUCGACCAAUUUGAGAAAUUCCUUGAUAAAUUUUCUAAGGCUGAGACCUUUGAUGAUGCAUUCAAAUGGAUGAAAAUAAUUGAUGAAUUUGAGGAGAAACAUUUCGCGUUGAAGGUGGAGUAUCGGGUGAUAGGGGAGUUGAUGAAUAAGUUGAGAGUAGCUGAAGGAAAGGAGAAAUUUCUUCUUCAGGUGAAGUUGAAUAGGGCAUUGAGAAUGGCAGAGGCGAGGGAUGCCUUUGAUCCAAAUGAUCCAGCCAAUUAUGGGAUCAUCGAGCGUGAGGAUGAUGGUGGAUCUGUUGAUCAUGAGGAGGAUCGUGAGAAGGAGGAGGAUAAAGAAACUAAAGAAAGUGAAGAGAAAAUUGGUUUAUUCGAGUUUGAUAAUCUGAAACAGAAGGAUAAUAAAUAUAUGGAAAGGAUCAAUGAAAUAGAUAAAAAACUUGAGGAGAAACUGGCAGUGUUGGAUUAUACUUUUGGAAGGAAGGGGAAACUAUUGGAGGAGGAAAUUAGAGAUCUUGCGGAAGAGAGGAACGCAUUGAUCGAACAGAAGAGACAGCCUCUUUAUAGGAAGGGAUUUGAUGUUAGGCUGGUCGAUGUGAAUAGAACGUGUAAAGUUACAAAGGGUGGACAAGUUAUCAAAUACACUGCAAUGUUAGCUUGUGGGAACUACAAUGGUGUUAUUGGUUUUGCUAAAGCAAAGGCUCCUGCAGUUCCGCUUGCGCUUCAAAAGGCAUAUGAGAAGUGCUUUCAGAAUCUGCACUAUGUAGAGCGGCAUGAGGAUCAUACAAUUGCACAUGCAAUUCAGACAUCGUAUAAAAAGACUAAGGUGUAUCUUUGGCCAGCUCCUACACAAUCAGGGAUGAAGGCAGGCAAAACUGUGGAGUUGAUUCUUAACUUAGCUGGUUACAGGAAUGUGAAAUCAAAGGUUGUUGGUUCAAGGAAUCCCCACAACACUGUGAAGGCUCUCUUCAAGGCAUUAAAUGCGAUUGAAACUCCCAAAGAUGUUCAGGAAAAGUUUGGCCGAACUGUGGUUGAAUCAUAUCUACUGUGAUAGGUUUAUAAAGAAACAAUAUUAUCUGUGGAUAGAUUAAUCUCUUGAGCAUUUGGGAUGGCCAAGCUGUUAUUUUCUGAAUCGACGUUAUUUAAUAGGGAAAACAAACGCAGCAGUGCCGGUGGCAGAAAGAUGCUGAAAGGAGAACUACUUUGCUUUUCCUUUUGAAAUGUGGAAUCAUAAUUGCUGAAACUGAGGGAGCCAGGAGCAUAAUCAAAUGAGUUUGGAUCAAUAAAAUGCUUUUAGUUUUGCAUAGUGGCCUAUUUAUACUAAAAUGUAGCUCGUGUUCCAUCAUUUUUCUUGAUGCAGUUGCAUAUUUUAGUUGAUUAUAGCACAUGUUGAUUGUGGUUUUAGGCUUAUGCUCUCUCUCUCAUGAAUUGUGUUGAGGAUAGGAAAUAACGUUGAUAUGGGCACUUAAUUUCAAAGAUUUAGAUUCCAUUCCACAGCUUCACUUGGUGUAGUUCUGUAGCCGCUCUUUUAAAUAUGUACUAUUUUCCUUCAAAUUAU
Molecule: messenger RNA, 2136 nt
Organism: Salvia miltiorrhiza (redroot sage)
Lineage: Eukaryota; Viridiplantae; Streptophyta; Magnoliopsida; Lamiales; Lamiaceae
Exons: 9
Coding region: 148-1629 (493 amino acids)
Biological process (GO): translation
Cellular component (GO): ribosome
Molecular function (GO): structural constituent of ribosome; RNA binding
Source: RefSeq, a predicted model, not a curated record